CAUCAUUGAAAUGCACCACUUUUAUUUUUCUUUUUUACAUUUAAUUUCUUCAUCCUUAGCCUCCUGCUCAGGUCCAUGAUCCAACACCAUUCUUAAAUAAGCACGUAUUGUGUCUUCUCCACAUUGACCUUGGAACGUCAUUUCUCAUGGCAGUUUCUCAGAUCAUUCUGUGGAGAUUGACUUCUGGGGUCUUUGGAGUAAUGUGCCUUUUCUUAAUGGCUACUUUGGGAAUUUUGAUGAAAAUUUCAUUUACUAAACAAAGCAUUCAGACAGCAUUAUCUCUGGGACCCAUCAUAGAAUUCCAAGAAGUCUCUGACUGCUGUUCUUGCUCAGACAAGUGGAUUGGUUACCAAUGCAACUGUUACUUCUUUUCUACUGAAAGCAGCACUUGGGAAGAAAGUAGGCAUUUCUGUGCUUCUAGGAACGCCAGUCUGUUUCAGCUCAAAAACAGUGGUGAAUUGGGCCAUUUUCUGAACUCCAUUCAAACACAUUUUUGGAUUGGAAUGUUUUAUAAUAAAGAACAUGCAGCCUGGCUAUGGGAAGAUGGCUCAGUUCCCUCCCAAGAUCUAUUUCCAACGUCUCAAAAGAUUAGUACAAAUUACUGCAUGAUGUAUUCUCCAAGCCGAAGUUUUUUGGAAGAACACUGUGAAAAGAAAAAUAAUUUUAUCUGUAAGCAGCAACUUAUUUAAAUGGUUUUUUUUGAGGCAGAGUGGUUAAAUAAUAAAGA
This is a messenger RNA of Castor canadensis (American beaver), 727 nucleotides long. Lineage: Eukaryota; Metazoa; Chordata; Mammalia; Rodentia; Castoridae. The record is from RefSeq and is a predicted model, not a curated record.